CUGUCUGAAAUCAUUAUAUUGCAAAUUCGAGUUUCAUAUAAAUAAACGUCAGACGAUACCGAGUACAUCAAACAUUCGAAAGAAGUCAACAUGUUCACACAAUUAACAAUUGUUUUCCUCAUUGCUGUUGCAGUUGCGGAUCCUAUUCCGAGGCAACUACCUUUGAACCCUUACACGCCAAAUGGUUUCAUCGUCGGUGGUGCAGAUGUAGACAUCGAGGAAGUACCUUAUCAAGUGUCUUUACAAGCAUACGGUUUUGGUUUCUGUGGUGGUAGCAUCAUUAAUAAAAACUGGGUGCUUACUGCAGCUCAUUGUGCGAUCUACUCAGCAGAAACGAUAACUGUACGUGCUGGGACAACUACGAAGAGUUCAGGAGGUAGCAAACAUAAGGUGGCAGAGAUCAUCAAACACGAGAAAUUCAGCACCAACAUCUAUGGUGUCCCUCAAAACGACGUGGCAUUGAUCCGUCUAGCAGAUCCAUUCGAACUCGAUGAAAAACGUCAACCAAUUUCUUUGUUCGAGGCAAAAGAAGAAUCUGUUCCUGGAGUAAAAGCUACGAUCACUGGCUGGGGUGUAACUUAUCAAGGUGGUACAACUUCGGAUAAACUUCAGAUCGUCAACAUUCCAGUUGUCUCGAAGGCAGAAUGCAACGAUGCUUAUAUUUCGUUCGGUGGAGUACCAGCUGGACAAAUUUGUGCAGCUUACCCACAAGGUGGCAAGGACGCUUGCCAAGGUGACUCUGGUGGUCCUCUUGCUAUCGAUGGUCGAUUAGCUGGUAUAGUCUCUUGGGGUAAUGGAUGUGCGAAGAAAGGAUAUCCCGGUGUUUACACCGAGAUAGCAGCUUACCGCGACUGGAUCGAUUCCAAGUUAAAAGCUUAAAUUCGAUACUGGACCGAUUUUAUCGAUCGACCAAUGAUAUUUCUUUUAUUUGUUUCUUAACAUUAUUAUUUUCUUGUCAAAUGGACUAGUACUGGAUAAUUCUUGUAAUACGUAGGUACUAUUACUUCUACUUGAUAGUACUCGUGAGGCAAGAGUUUCAUGUACUUUCUAGAUAUACAUAUGUAUUCCUAACAAUCGAAAUAAAUGCAUGAAGGUUAAAA
Messenger RNA from Vespula pensylvanica (western yellowjacket), 1100 nucleotides. Its product is annotated as trypsin-1-like. The record is from RefSeq and is a predicted model, not a curated record. The coding region runs from base 91 to 879 and encodes 262 amino acids. The transcript is spliced from 3 exons. Gene Ontology annotation, molecular function: serine-type endopeptidase activity. Gene Ontology annotation, biological process: proteolysis. NCBI's taxonomy places the organism in Eukaryota, Metazoa, Arthropoda, Insecta, Hymenoptera, Vespidae.